AUGGAGAAGAAACAGUGUGGGGAAUGUAAACAAGCCGUCAACGAUAUUGAACCGAUCCGAUGUGGCUUCUGUGAGAACUGUUACCACAUAAACCAACAAUGCUGUGGCUUUAACAGUAGAGGGUGUAAGGAUCUUUUCGCACUCGGCGAUAUCAUGUUUAUUUGCCCGAUAUGCAGAGAGUUGCUGAACGGCCGUUCUAUUCGUUCUUACAUAGCAGAUUUACAGCUGCCACUAUCAGAGCAACCAACACAGUCGUCACAACUCACUGAGCUGCCCGCUCAGGCUCAAAAACUAUUCGAGCACACCGGUCAAUAUUCGAAUGCUGUAUGGCUAUUCUACCAGAAUGUCCGCGGUCUACGUACUAAAAUCGACGAGUUUUAUCUGGCAACUAACGACUGUAAUUUCGACGUGAUCGUGUUGACUGAAACUGGACUGGAUGACCGCAUCAACUCGCAGCAACUGUUCGGCGACUCGUUUAAUGUUUUCCGGUGUGACAGAAGCGUUCAUAACAGAAGCAAACGUUCUUUUGGUGGAGUUUUGAUCGUCGUUAAUAAACGGUACCCGAGCGCAUUGUUUAAUACUUCACACGGCAACCAUCUGGAGCAGAUAUGCGUGGGUACCACUAUUUGUGGUUUGAAAAUAUUCCUCUGUGCUGUAUAUAUCCCUCCUGACGAAAGCAACGAUCCAGCCAUAAUUGACGCCCAUAUUGCCUCGGUCACUGAGCUGUGCAGUAAGAGAUCGGCUAAUGAUACCAUUCUCGUUUGUGGUGAUUUUAAUCAACCUCGCAUCGUUUGGUCACAGGACAAAGCAAUUCAUACCAGUUCGUCUCAAUUUUCUGCUGCUAGUGCUGCACUGAUCGAUGGCAUGGACUUUUUAAACCUAAGCCAAGUGAACCAGCAGUUGAAUCACCUCGACCGCAUGCUCGAUCUUAUCUUUUGUCCUAUCGAGCAAACAUGUGUGGUCGAUACUUGUGUUGCCCCACUUGUGCCCGUUGAUCUGCAUCAUCCCCCGCUUGUAAUAUCAUUGCCAUCUGAGUCAAGAAUGACGACACCGGUUUCGGCAGCGGACAGUAUGAGAACUUUGAAUUACCGUAAAAUUAAUUUCACGGCUCUUACUGAGUUUUUACAAAGUUUCGACUGGAUGACUCUGUACGAAAUCAAUGACGUUGACGAUCUAGCUAACUCGUUCAGUGAAACUUUAUGCCAAUGGUUGAGACAAAAUUUGCCACUAGUGAAUAAGCCUGCUUCCCCUCCAUGGGCUACUCCGCGACUACAUGCACUAAAGCGUGUACGUAAUGCUUGGCAGCGUAAAUAUCGAAAAACUAAAACAGUUGAGACUAAAUGUAAUUAUAAACGAUCCAGCACCGACUUUCGUCGAAUGAACGCCUGUUUGUACAAAAGCUACGUAAUGCGGGUACAAACAGACCUCCGCCGGAACCCUAAACAGUUUUGGAAUUUUGUAAAUUCGAAGCGAAAAUGUUCACUAAUCCCUUCUAGCAGCAUGUUCCCCGGAGUCGUCACUGCUUCCGAGUUGGAUGCUGAAAUUGCUUCUGCAGAUGUACCGCUUGACCUAGUUGACCUAAGCACAUUCGAAAUCACUGCCGAUAUGAUAGUGACUGCUGCGAAACGACUUAAAACUUCGUUUUAUGUGGGGCCGGAUGGUAUCCCUGCAGUGGUUUAUACCCGCUGUGCAGCCGUUUUAGCUGGACCUUUAUGA
Wyeomyia smithii (pitcher-plant mosquito) is the source of this 1716-nucleotide messenger RNA. RefSeq lists its product as uncharacterized. Gene Ontology annotation, molecular function: catalytic activity. The transcript has 3 exons. NCBI's taxonomy places the organism in Eukaryota, Metazoa, Arthropoda, Insecta, Diptera, Culicidae. The coding region runs from base 1 to 1716 and encodes 571 amino acids. The record is from RefSeq and is a predicted model, not a curated record.